UAUUUAUUGAAUUUGGAUAGGUUAAAAGGUCGUAGUCGAAUAUGGCACUAGAGAGUGUCACCGCGGCCGAAAGACUGAUCCAAAGCAAUGCGGCUAAUGAUGAUUUGGAGGAUGGCGAAAUUCCUUCGGAUGAAGAUGAUGAGCCUCUGCCACCUCCAACACCAGUUAAAGCCCCUGAUCCAGCGAAAAGCUCAAAGUCCGAGUCUCAUAGGGACAGAAAUUCGGAAUCCAAGUCGAGUAAAAGUAAGAGUAAAUCAUCGACUAGCACUACUGUUAGUGGUACUGGUGGAGGUAAAUCUGACAGAUUUACAAAGUAUAAAAAUCCAUCGGAAGAUUGGGCUGGCGAUGUUGAAAAGGCUAUCAAAGCUGCUUUGGAUGGAGAUAAUAAUAAAGAGGAGAAAAGCAAGGGGAAAGGUUCUUCAAGUAGGAGUAAAAAUAGGAAGCGGAGUCGAGAUGAAAAGGAAGAGGAACGAAAUAAGGACCAGAAGAAACGACGACUAAGUGAAGACGAAAAUGGUAAUGAAGACGAGGAUGAGUUCAUGUUCGUUCGAGGAGCUUCUCCAAUAAACAGGAAAGAUCUCCAUGACGGGAGUCCACCUCGACGUUCCCACGAAAAUGACAACUUUGAUAAUAACUCUGAUAGAGAUUCAGAGGAGCGAUCGAAUAGACAUCGUGACGAAAAACGUGUCAGUAAUCGUGGUUCCACUCCUAGACGAUCAGGGAAAAAUGAACGGACCGGGAAAAAUAAAGGGAGAGGAAGUGCGCGGAACGAGCGCAAUGGAAGGCGGAAUCAAAUUACCGAUCAUAAUCAGGAUCCAGACUCAAUCUGUUUAUAUUUUAUGCAGGGAAAGUGUCAUCGAGGUGACGAUUGUCCAUUUUCGCACAAUGCACUUCCUCCUAGAAAAAUGGAACUUUGUAAAUUUUACUUGAUGGACUGCUGUGCUAAGAGGGAUAAGUGUCUUUAUAUGCACCAUGACUUUCCAUGCAAAUUCCAUCAUACUGGACUUAAAUGCGGAGCUGGUUCCAAUUGUAAAUUUUCUCACGAACCUCUCAAUGAUCAGGUGAAGAAUAUUCUACUUAAACAUUUGGAAACUGCACCGAAAGAGAUCCUGGGUGACUUCCCGCGACUAAGUCGGGAAAGCGCUCUUAUGAUGAUCAAUCAUACAGCUCGAAAUCACUCCCAAGGUCUCGAGGAUGAUUCGCAGAAGAUUCCGAGUCUUUUUGACGUCAGCCUCACUUCCCCGAAUGCUCAAGGAAACACUUCUUCCACCGAUAAAGACGAAGACCUAUCUGUGGAUUCACAGAAGCGUUCGAAUUCCUCUAAGGAAAAGAAAUCUGCUAAUAAGAAAACUCGAUGGGGUUCUGACGAUGAUCGUGUCCCCUUAGAGCAAAUAGUACUCCUACAAACAGUGAAUCAACUCGGCCUGAAUUUGCCCAACGUUGCUUUGAGCUUAGCAAUGCAGCAGCACCAACAAAUGCAGCAGCGUCUAUUAAUUCAACAAUGUAUAGCAGCAAAUAUGGACUUUUACAAUGAGAUUCAGGGGAAUGUGCUAUUAGAAGGCAAAACAAAACUCACGGAUGGUUUAAAGGACUCAGAAGAACUUACAUCGAAAUCUUCAGAGGGUCAUCUAAUCUCGAAAGAUAUCGAUUUGAGACAACUCUUAGCAAACGCAAUGCCUAAAACUCCUCGUAUCCUAAGUCUAGCUGAAGAAGCAGCGAAUCUCUCAAAAUCCAAAUUCGAUGAAGAAAGUGAUCGCGAAGAAGAAUCAAACCUUGUCAUCGAAGUUCCAGUGGAGGAAGAUGAUAAAAAUAAAGACUUGGAAGUGGAUAAAAAAUGUAAAGCUCUUGAAGACGGUACGAACUCACAGCUAGAUUCAAGGGAUUCACCUGUGGCAAAAUUAUCUGCUAGUGGUCGAGAAACUUCAACAAACCUGCCAAAAACUGCCCAAGAAAUAUUUCUACGGAUUCAACAGCAACAAAAAGCAGCCGGAGAUACUCUUAUUACCUCUGACGAAAAAUUAGCAGUGGAGAAUGCCUUGAAAGACCAGGAAGAAUGGUAUUCCGAUGAGUCGGACCGUGAUAAUGCUGCUGCUGCUGCUACUGCUGCUGCUGAUGAUAAUGAUGAUGGUGAUGAUGAUGAUGAUGAUGAUGAUGAUGAUGAUGGGCAUGGUAAUCUCCAGAUAGUUUUGAAGGAUAAUCAAAAAGACGAGAAGAGUGGAAGAGACAAUCAAUACAGUUCGAUUGAAGAAACCCCCUCCUUGCCUUCCAUAAUCUUACCCCAACCAGCACCUAUCGUUGAUAAACUCGGGGAUUUGAGUAAAAUAGACAUUAGUGCUGAAGUAACUAAGCUCUUGUCUUCCAUAAAACCUCCACUUAAACGAAUUUUUGACGACUCUUCCAAGAAUGAUGAAAAGUCGAGAACAAACUCACCAGACUCAUCGGAGACUUUGUCUUCCGCAGUUAAAUUGGAAAAUGAGGUACUUAGUCCUAAAUCUUCACCUACCACCAACACAGCGACAGUCUCUCGAGAUCCUAGGAUGUCCAGAGAUCCUCGUCAACGAAGAAUAGAAGAGAUUAAAUCUACUAGUCCAUCUAUAUCGGAUUUGAGAAAAACAGAUUCUAGGACACUAAGGCUAGAAACGAGUAUUUAUUCAUCUGGGAUAACAUCAACGGAUUACACACAUGGAAUGGAUACAGAUUUUCGGGCUAGAAGUGAUCAGGAUCAUCGAAGAAAGGAUAUGGAUUUAAGACAACGAUUUCAGGACUUUGGGGAUACAGAUUUACGAAUAGGAGGCUUCGAGAAUGGCAGAUCUGAUGUCGAUUUAAGACAAAUGUUGACGUUACCAUUUAAGCCUGCCCCUUCUCAUAUACCUUGCACUGAGAUUGACGCUAGUAUGGCUUCACAUUUGCCACUAUCAUAUAAAGUCUACGUAGUGGACAUACCGAGGCCCAAUUACACUGGUUUAAAGCUAACCAAGAAUGAUGCAGCAGUAAAACACGAUCCUAGACUACGUAAAAUUUUUAGACUAUCUAAUAACGAUGCACCCGAUUCUCCAAUGUCGCCCCCUCAAAGCAAACAAAUACCUGAUACACCAAAAUCCCCGCCGCAAUUGCGAGCUGAUCCUAGGAGAAAAACUCUGGAGAUAUCUAAUCAAAUUCCUGGCAAUUCAAUGAUAUCAGGAAUGCCUCCGAAUUCUGGUGAUCUUUCAAUUGGUUUAGGGAGUUCUGUAAUGCCAGGUCCAGUUCUCAAUAUGGGGAUGGCUCAGAGUUCAAUGCUGGGAGGGAUGAACUCUAUUUCUGGGAUGAUGAAUAUGCCUAUACAGCAUACAUCAGGGAUGCCCAUGGGGAUUUCUCAAAAUGGUCCCUCGAUGCAACAAAAUCAGCUAGGACUUGAUUCAAGGUUUAUUCAGAGGAAUGGAGGAGCUGGUUUGCUCGGUCCAGCCCCUGGGUUGUACUCUGACGUAGGUCCGAAUUAUGAUCAACCUUUUGCGGGCAAUAAUUUCAAUAAUUUUGGAUCCGGGGCGAAUGAAACAAUGAUGGGAUACGGCCCAUCGAAUCAGAUGAAUUUUGGUAAUAAUGGGCCUGAUUGGGUAGGGAACAGUGGCGCAAACGCAGGGAGAAACCGAGGAAGAGUGCGCAGAAGAAACAGAAAUCGCUCUAACCCCAAUAAUUCGAGUAGAGGGAACAGAUCACCUCAGUAGGUAGAGUUAACUUCAUGCACUACAACAAAAAUGCAAUUUUCCAACAAAGCUUGGAUUUAUUGAUAUUGAGUGAAUUGUUAAGGAUCGCUCAAUGUUAAAAUAAUCUAGUGGUUCAAUUGCGUAUUAAUCAUUUUUGUAACAGGGUCACAAUAAGUUCGUAAUCAAUGAAUUAUGAAGGAAAGCAUAAUUUGAUUAUUUUUACAUCUAGAUAAUCGUCUUCUUUUUUGAGUACAAUAAUAAAUGGUAUUUGAUUAUCAGAUCAAAAUUGUCACAAGGUGUCAUACUCUAUCUUUAAACGUUAUUUACAAUCCUGAUGGCUCAAGUAUUUUUAUUAUUAUUUGGAAUGAUUCUUCAUUUAUACUCUUGGUGCAAGUUAAAAUAAGACAGAUAUGAGUUGACAACUUCCAUUAGGUAUUACAAUUGCGUAUUCAUAAUAAGUCAUAACGUGAGAUUGGUUGAAUAAUUUUAUUUUCAUUAUUUAUAACGUAAAUAUUGAAUAUGAAUAACCGAACAGGCUGUUCACUUAUGAUAAUGUAGCUGUAAUUUCUAGGGAUAAUAAAAUUUUAUAUCUUUCUGUAAAUAGAUGAAAAAAAUUGUGUAUAUUCGAUGAUUGUAUGUAACAUCAUUUCUCUCUUCUCUUCGACUAUUUAUAAUAUAGAAACGAAUAAUUAUCAAAGAGUUGAAUUAUCUGCGACUAUUGAAAUUAUUCAUUUUUUAUUGAAGUAAUUAAGUAAUUAAAUCAAACAAAUAAAUGUACAUUGUCGACAUUGAAAAAAUAUAUUUGUAUAGAUAUAGACCUAACUGAUUUUAUAUCAUUAUUUGUAUUCCUAUUUUGGGUUAAAAAGUGAGUAAUGGACAAAUAUUGAAGGAAAACUAAAAAUUUUAAUUAAUAAAGUAUUUAUCUCUAGACGGCCAAGUUUACAGAGGGAAUAUUUUUUGUUUAAAAAUU
This is a messenger RNA of Fopius arisanus, 4650 nucleotides long. RefSeq names its product suppressor of sable (gene su(sable)). Gene Ontology annotation, molecular function: RNA binding; metal ion binding. The transcript is spliced from 3 exons. The coding region runs from base 42 to 3701 and encodes 1219 amino acids. The record is from RefSeq and is a predicted model, not a curated record. Gene Ontology annotation, cellular component: nucleus. Gene Ontology annotation, biological process: negative regulation of DNA-templated transcription. Lineage: Eukaryota; Metazoa; Arthropoda; Insecta; Hymenoptera; Braconidae.